Dromaius novaehollandiae (emu) is the source of this 5291-nucleotide messenger RNA. It is a transcript of the gene ZNHIT6, whose product is annotated as zinc finger HIT-type containing 6. Bases 98 to 961 code for a protein of 287 amino acids. Gene Ontology annotation, cellular component: pre-snoRNP complex; nucleus. Gene Ontology annotation, biological process: maturation of LSU-rRNA from tricistronic rRNA transcript (SSU-rRNA, 5.8S rRNA, LSU-rRNA); snoRNA localization; box C/D snoRNP assembly. Lineage: Eukaryota; Metazoa; Chordata; Aves; Casuariiformes; Dromaiidae. The record is from RefSeq and is a predicted model, not a curated record. The transcript has 10 exons.
GGCCCGGCCGCCAGGGGCCGCCGCGCCGCCGCCGCCGCCGCCGCCGCCCGUCCCCAUCGGGCCCCGCGGGAGGGAGGUGCCGCCGCGCCGCGCCGCCAUGGAGGGCCCGGGCGGCCCCGCCAACCCGCCCGGCAGGCGGAAGAUGGCUCUGCGCAGAUGUGAAACCUGUAGUGAAGAGGAAGCUAAGUACAGGUGUCCACGGUGCAUGAAAUAUUCAUGCAGUCUGUUGUGUGUAAAGAAGCAUAAGCUUGCACUGAGCUGUAAUGGAAUCAGGGAUAAAACAGCAUUUGUUUCCGUAAAUGAGUUUACUGACUUGAACCUUCUAAGUGACUAUCGUUUCCUGGAAGAUGUAGGAAGGACAGCUGAUGCUGCUGCUCGAGAUCUUUCUGUGCAUAGGCCAACAACAAAUAAAUUUAUAAAUUACUUGAGAAAUAGAGCUCGGAGGCAUAAUAUCAUCCUGAAAACUCUGCCCAUUGGAUUUACAAAAAGAAGAGAAAAUUCAACCAUCUUCAAUAAGAAGGAGCAAAAGUUUUACUGGCAUUUGAAACUCAUGUUUCCUCACUGUCAUGCUGAAUACACAUUAAAAAGGGUGCCAGAGGAUAAAACACUCACUGAUAUCCUUAAGCCCUAUAUUGAUCCAGUGGAGUCAGAUCCUGUAGUUUGUCAAAGAUUAAAAAUCUAUACUAUGUCUCCUCAGUCAGAUGUACAGAUUUUAAUGAAAAUAGAAAACAGAAGACAAAACUCCACCAGGUACAAUGAACUGGAUGCCAGUAGAAGCCUCCUAGACAAUUUGAAAGACAAAGUAAUAAUUGAGUACCCAACGUUAUUUGUGGUCUUGAAAACAUUGAAAAAUGACAUGGUGGUUCUUGGCCAAGAUGCCAGUGAAUCUGCUGAGGACUCGAGCGGUGAAAGUUCAUCCCUUUCAUCUGAAGAAGAAGGGGAAAUUCGGGAGAGUUCGUGACAAUUCUUUGAGAGAAGAGGGUGGGAUGUGCCUUUUAUAUUUUUUCUUUUAUUUAAUUAAAUCUUUUUUAUAUAACUGAGUUCUUUGAGGUUCAGUUUGGUAUGCUUUACUAAGGAGAGCACUUCCAAACUGCCUGUUUAACUUUGGAUUUCAUAAUGCAUAUUUAGGUGUGUAAAUAAAGAGAUGGGAAUUGUUGGUUCCAGAAAAUCUGAUAUCCCUAUUGCAUUGCACACUUUUGUCUAUUUAUCUUUUAAAAAACAGAGUAACUAAAAGCUUCCAGGCUAGCUUCAACAAUAUAUUGUUUCCGUUUAUCCUAAAAUUUCAGUGUCUUAUUUCUUUGAGUUUAAAUAUCUGGUAAUAUGUUUGUAUUGACAUGUGGAUUUAUGAGUCAUAAUGCUUAAAUUCCUUUAAAAAUCCUGUGUUUUCUUAGACAAGUUUUCUUUUAGAGUAUUUCUUGUCAUGCUGAACUGCUGCAGAUGGUCUUACUUUACUGUUGACUUUAAUCUUCUGUGGUGACAUUUUGGGUGCCUGGUGCAGUAUUGUUUUUUCUUAUUUGCUUGCAUCCUGAUUACCAUGUUAAGCAAGGGACCAGAUUGAGCCAUGUUUUCUGCCUGGCGUGCUGCUGUAUGUUUAAUCUUCUAGCCUGAUGUUCCAAAUUCACAUGGGUUUAAGAAUCAACAGAAAUGAAUACAUGGAGUUUCCUUAAGGCGCAUAUGUUGGACAGUGCUUAUGUUCUGCACGCUAUAUUAUUAAUCUGCUGAAGGCAGAUAUUGCAGAUAUGUCCUGUAAUAUCAACCAGAACUUACCUAAUUCAAAGCAAAUAAACCUUAUAAAAUCAUGUACCAUACCAUCUGCUGACAGUAGAAAUCUGUUGUUAACCUCUGUGGCAAGGUUUUAAGAUCCUAGAUCACGUGUCACUGUAUCUGAGUCCUUCAUGUCUGUGGGAUGUGUUGGAGAUGAGAAGUAGUGACUGAGAGCAGUGUGCUGCAAGCAGUGUUAGAUAGGGAGGGCCCUCCGCACACGUGCACCAUAUAGCUCUCAGAAAUCAGCCUAGGCGUGGGUCUGUCUGCUCAGAGCUGUUUUGGGAUCAGUUUGCAGGGUUUUUUGUGGUUCAUCUAAGGUCUAGCUGCAAGUCAGCGUUUGUAAAGUCUUAAGCACAUGGUCAUUUAAUAAACAGCUCUGUGGGUUUAAGUUGUUGCCGUCAUCGCUACCGCAGUCUGUCUGUCUCCUGCCUGAGAUUAUCACCUUUAUAGCAAAAAUGAGUGGUGUGGGACACACACAAGUCAGCCACCUAAGUGCAGAGCUUGGUGAUUUGACCUUAAACUGCCAUGCAGGUCAGUCAUAAGCGUGUUCUUCCUGCCAACACUGCAGAUAGAGAAGAUAACACAAAACAGUGAAGACACUUGUUGAGGUCGCAUAGGGCAGUAAUAGAUAGCAACAUGAGGCAGGACCUGGGCUUCCAAACACACAGUGUAGCAUUUGGGUCCCAGCUUGUUGGUUCCCUGCCAGGCAAACUCCUUGGAGAGGAUUUUUCAAUUUUGCACAUUAGUCUUCUACACUUUUGCAGUCAGAUUGUCUAUAAAAAGUUAUUCACAUCCAGCUAAUGAAGUGUGGAAAGAGCAUCAGACCGUUGUAGGUCACAUAUUAAUAUUCCUUACAGUGAUAUCCUAUGUCCUUUGUGUGUUUUGCAGCCUUUGGUAAAACAAGGAGUUUUUCUUCUUGCAUGGCAGUAGCUGCCUGUGCUGCCUUUUGGGUUUUCUUUUUUUUUAAUCAUUUUUGGUCCCUGCCCACAUUUUGUUUCCUUUUUUUUUUAUAUAUAUAUAUAUAUAUAACCCUUUUUGAAAGGACCAUGAUUCCUAGCUAUGGGUGCUGCUUUCAUAGCUUUUCAGUUCAGUGAAAGCAAAUAAGCUUUUCCUAAUCAGUGAUUACUUCGUGCUGACUGGGUAGCCACAAAUUACUUUAAAUCAGUCUUGCAUCCAUUCAUAUUAAUACCAAUAGAAGAGCAGAACAACAAGACUGCCACAGUUCAUUUGCCAGAAAAUGUUUCAUCUGGAGUAAAUGCGUGGUAUUCCCGUUCUUAAGAUUCCUGGCACACGCUGGAAAUUAGACUGCUGCAGAUACUAACGUAGGAGCUGCAUGUGUGUGUGAUUAGGCCUUGGCUGAGCAAUACAGAUUUGUAAUAGAUGUCAUUUGCAUUGCUUUCCUACACUCCUGGAGGUUUUCAUUAAUUGUAUGAAAGGGUUUGCCUUCAUUUUUUCUUACAUAAAUCCAGUUUAAGCUCUCUUGUCAGUCAAACACAACCCUAAUUUGUUUUUAAGCGAAGAUGCUGUUAAAUCUGUCCUUCAGAUUGAAAUCGUUCCCUGCUCUAAAGAAGGCCUUAAGAAUGAUUAAGGACCAUUCCUGCAGUGGUCUUUAGAAGUGAAAUUUACUGAAGAAAGCUGUGAAUAGUCUUCCAGAUUUCAGUCAAAUUGAGAGUAAAAGAGCCUUAACAACAGGUGCAUUUGCCAUUCAUUCCCAGCUUAUUACUUACCUAUUUCUAUUUGUUUUUGAGAACAGUGACACUAGUUUGAACAGUGGUGAUUUAUCAAAUGUGAGCUAAGAGAAUUCAGGCAUUUUUGUUAGGAUUAGCAAAAUUUGUUCAAUUUUUGUUUAGAAAAAUGAACUGGCAUCAUGGUCGCUGGCUAAAAGCACAGCCUGACUGGUGACAGUUGACUAGUGCCAGUCCUGCAACAGUGACAAUUCAUAAUAAUAAUAAGGUUGGGGGGGGGGUUAAUUGAACUUUAUGAGCUUUUUGACUAGGCGGACGGUUUUUAACGCUUUUGUAGGCAAUUAGGACAAAUUUUUAAUUCCUCUCUGAAUGACUUAUCCCAGAGUGAGCAUCUUGUAAUGAACUGAAGAGAGAAAAUGCAUCUUAAAAACUCAUAUUUUGAAAUUACUGGAUCAAGCACUUGAAAUUUAGGACAUGGAGCUGAGGCUGCCUGGAAGACUUCCACUCUAUCCAUUUUGAAAACAUACUGUCAUAAUCUUUAUCUCACAUGAGGAUUUCUGUGGGACUCUGACUUCAUUCAGCACAGAUGAUAUCUGUGAAUGAAGACAGUGUAAUGUUGUUUUAAUCUUCAUCAUUCAAUAUCAGGUUGCACUGAGUGCUUGAUUUAAGGCUAAUAUGCUUAUUUAUUUGUUUUCCCCUGUAAAGUUUUUAUCAUAGAACAAAUUACUUGUGUGCAGUGUUGCUACAUGUCCUUUAAUGUUCAGCCUGCUCAGGUUUCAAACCUUAUUUAUUUGUUUUCCCCUGUAAAGUUUUUAUCAUAGAACAAAUUAUUUGUGUGCAGUGUUGUUAUAUGUCCUUUAAUGUUCAGCCUGCUCAGGUUUCAAACCCUGAACUUUCAGUUUGACAGCGUGCUUGCCCUGAAGGACCAUAAGCUUAAACAACAAGGAGUAAAAGCUCUUGUCCUGAAUGAACGUGCUACUAAAAAAAAAGUUAAAAGCUUACUGAAGUCAUCCGUUUUACAAAGCGUAAGGGACAAAAAUAGCGCAUAGCUAAGAGCCUAGCAGUAGCUCAGAGGUAGGACUGAGUCAGCCAUAUGAGAGAGCUUGGUUCUUUUCCUUUUUUGUAUAACUUCCUGGGAGUAUGAGGUUUAAGUUACUGUACUGUCAUGGUAACUGGUAUACUGUCAGGAUAAAAGCCAAGUUUUGAGUGAAUGUAUCUGAAUUCUAGAUUGGUUUUGGUUCCAUCUUUAUCUCCUCAUUAAGAAUUCUUGAUCUGCCGUUCUGGAGACUAGGUCCUAGGGGCGUCCUUGGCUAGAGGGCUGACUGACCUUCGUUACUCCAGGAAUGCAGUACCUUUGUGUUUUGCAUAAUGAGUAAAACUCAUUACUGUGCAGGACACCCUCUCUAAUCUUUUUUUUUUUUUAAAAAAGGCAUAAAAUUUUAAGUUCACCUUAGUGCUGAUACAACGUCCCACCUGUGUGUUCUGUUUAAGGAUAGCUGUGGUUCAGACCUUGCCCUGCCAGAUACAGCUGUUCUCUGUUGACAUCUGUAGGAACUGAGAAUGCAUAACACCUUGCAAGAGCAGGCUUUCAAAGAGUAAAUAUAUAGCUGUGAUGAUGUAACUUCAGGCCAUAUUUGGUCACAAACAUUUCAUUCUGCUUUCUUUUUUCCUGAAAACAUCUACUCUUCCUCCCUGCAGAGAAAAAAAUAUCUUGAAUUUGUUUGUGUUGUUGCUAUGACAUUCAGCUAAACUGUAUGCAGAUGCAGGUUCUGUUAAUAAGAAAAAAAAGUGAACUGUGUACUUCAGUGAAUAAAGAUUACCCUGUGUUUGUAUUAGAAUGUU